Zychaea mexicana is the source of this 2358-nucleotide messenger RNA. RefSeq lists its product as uncharacterized. Gene Ontology annotation, biological process: regulation of ARF protein signal transduction. Lineage: Eukaryota; Fungi; Mucoromycota; Mucoromycetes; Mucorales; Lichtheimiaceae. The transcript has 7 exons. Gene Ontology annotation, molecular function: guanyl-nucleotide exchange factor activity. The record is from RefSeq and is a predicted model, not a curated record. The coding region runs from base 349 to 2211 and encodes 620 amino acids.
CUCCCGCCUAAACGAGCUUUUUAUUUCUCGAGAACGCAUGCACGAUGAGUGUAUAAUGAUGGCAUAGUGUAUUUAUACUGUCCCAAAAUGUAAGGCACAGAUUCAAAAAGAGCCGUUGAAGAUGGUGUUUGCACGGUCCACAGUCCACAGUGACUCCUUUAAACAAUAAAACCACGUGAAGCGAGAUUCUUUUUGCGUCGUGCGUGCCUGAAUUAUGCUGUGCGCAAAGACAUCCUUUUCCCCAACUCCCCUAGCGCGUCCCCCUUUGCCUGUUUUCUCUCUCUCUCUUUCGCUCCACAAACACAGCCGAUCUAAUACCCCUUGCCUGUUCUUUUCUUUUCUUUGCUUAUGUCCAUACCCAAACGCAGUCAAUCGUUACUGCAGCGCUCAUGGUCGUUCCCCAACGCCCCUCUUCCCGAGUGUGACGCCCGAAAACGAUACAAUACUGCAGCGUAUGUGUUGCCACCGUUACGGUCGUCAAGUCUGGCCCCAGACUAUUCUGAGCCAUUAGUAACGAUAGCAGCCACAACACCACCAACAACAACUCAUCUGGACAAUGACAAUGAUCUCAACGAUGAAGAAGCAUCGUCAUUACUCGAGUGGAAACGCCAGUCUAUUUUACUGCGUGCCUCGGUGAAUAUACCCGUGUCCGACGAAAAAGACAAAUGCCAGGACAUGGCCGACAGACUGUGGCGAGGAGAUAAAGUCCCAGAAGCAUCAUUUCUCGGCAAUGGUGAUCCAUUCUCGCAAUGUACACUUGAGCUGUAUCUUGUAAAAUAUGACUUUGGCGGUAUGCGACUUGAUGAAGCGUUCAGAAAGUUGUGUCAGAAGGUCUAUUUCAAAGCAGAAGCCCAGGAAAUUGAUCGGAUACUGGAAGCAUUCGCGCAUCGGUACUGGUCAUGCAAUACUGAAGCCCUGUGCGGUUCUGCAGAUGUUAUCUACGCUUUAAUAUACUCGCUGAUGCUACUGAACACAGAUCUACAUAUUGCCAAGGGGCACACACGCAUGAACAGACUCACAUUCUGUAAGAAUACGAUGGAGACAAUACGUAACUUUGUACCAAAGGAAACUUUCACGGAAUGCGAGGUUGAGAUCGACACGUUAUUAAAGGAUUUGUACAAUUCUGUAAAACAACAAGGAUUUAUGCAGCCUGAACACACCAACAACAGCAGUAACAGCAGUAACAGCAGCAGCAACAUACCGCGUACUUUGCUGCGACGGAUAGGGUCAUUUACUCAAAAGGACAAAAGUAAUAAAUCGACAGUAUGCAUGCAUGCGGACGGCGGUGGAAGCGACAAGUCACUUGUCUAUCUGGAGGGCAAGAUGCUCUACAAGGCUGUACCACCACGGCCUGCUUCUAUUAAUAAUACGGCGAGGCACAAUAACAAUAACAUCAAUAGACGCAUCACCAAACGAAGCAACCACCACCACCACCAUCAUCAUCAUCAUCAUCACGAGAGAUAUCGCGAGUGCUGGAUCUCACUGGGCCCGGGGUUCCUGCAAAUAGACCAGCACUUUGGCGCACGACUAGGAACAAAAACGUCAUGUCACGACCUUUUCCACGCCUUUGCCAUUCCACAUGCACCAAGCUGGCAUCAGAAUGGUCCGUCACCCUUUGGGUUUCUGUUGCAGCUGCCCGAUGGUCACGCCUACAUGUUCAACUGCGACUCAAAAAACCAGGUGCAAACAUGGGUGCGGCAGUGCAACUACUGGGCAGCCAGAGAGACCAAGGUGCCUCUGCCGAGUGGGGUGGGGAACUCGAUCUACUUUGGAUGGGAGCCGGCCAUACUGAACGGACAUGUGUGUCUUGACCAGGUCGAGAUUCAAGACUGGUUUUCUCCGCUGCUCAAUGACAGCAGCAGCCAUGCCAUGGGUACAUGUAAUGUGGACGAGCACUACGACACGCUGCACCAGUACUUGAACGCCCUGCGGACGGAACGUGAGCAGCAUGUCGCGCUGUUUGACCCGAUAGAUCAAGUGGCCGUAGGUACCACCAAGUGGGCUCAGGUGCACGCUAAUUGGACUGCCCGAAAAGGAUUUCUCGACCAGCAAAUCCAAAAGUACAAUGCUUACAUCAACGCGAUUGAGGAGCAGCGGAGGAUGCCAUUUGCUGGGUUCUACGACGAUGGUUCGUCGUGGCUUUCUGACAUGGACCUGUUCAAAGAGAUCAGUGAUGAGCUUGAAUCCAAGGGAUCUAAGCCGCUGUUAUAGUAGAAAAAUACAAGUAGUUCACCCAAAAGAGUUAUAACUGUAUCUGCAAAGCGUGGGGAGGGUGUGUGUUGUAAAUUAGGUAGGACAAACAAAACAAAAAAGCUGUCAACUUGAGUUACGUAAUGAUGAAAGAAAUUUGCUCAGGUG